This is a messenger RNA of Andrographis paniculata, 979 nucleotides long. RefSeq names its product BAG family molecular chaperone regulator 4-like. The transcript is spliced from 2 exons. Gene Ontology annotation, molecular function: protein binding. NCBI's taxonomy places the organism in Eukaryota, Viridiplantae, Streptophyta, Magnoliopsida, Lamiales, Acanthaceae. Bases 55 to 525 code for a protein of 156 amino acids. The record is from RefSeq and is a predicted model, not a curated record.
UGCUACCAACAGAACAAAAACUCUACAAUUAAUUAAUUAAUUAAAAAAAGAAAAAUGAUAAACCUGGUGCGGAAGAGGUUCUCCCGAAGUUGGAGCUGGAGCCGGAGCAGAACCGCUUCCAAAAUCGCCCGCCGGGAAGAAGUCGCCGGUGCCGGCGCCGGCGACGCGAUCGAGUGGGAAUUAAGGCCGGGGGGAAUGCUCGUGCAGAAAAGAGAGAUUCAGAAAAACGAGGAGGAGCAAUUAUACAUCACAAUUAGGGUUUCGACGGUUUCGUCUUCUCAAUUCUGCCAUCAAAUCUCUGUUCUCCCAACCUCCACCUUCCGAGAAUUGAAGGUUUUGAUGUCGAUACUUACAAAAAUGGAGCCGGCGGCGCAGCGGAUGGUGUUCAGAGGGAAGGAAAGGGAAGACGACGAGCACCUGCAUAUGGUGGGAGUAAGAGACGGCGAUAAACUGCUGCUUCUAGAAGAUUACUCUCACAAAACCGCCGCAACCGCCUUCCAUUACUGCCGUACAAUUAGGGUUUGAUGCAUUGCAGAUUGCAGUUUAAUUUACAUUUACUAAUUAAUUACCUUUUUUUUUUUUUUAAUGGUUUAGAAAUUGCAUAUAUAUAUUUUUGUGUUUUAAAAAAUAUUAUUGCAGCUAAAUUAUGAGGGAUGGUAGGAACUUUCCAGACUUUUUUAAAAAAUAUAUAUAUAUAUAUAUUGAAAUGUAUUUUGAAAUGAUGGAGACAACAAAGGAGUUGUCGGGUGGUCGGCCGGUUGGGGAUCAACCGGCCGGUUUAGGUCGCUAGUUUAAUUAAAUUACAAAUGUAUGUAAUGUAUGUAUGUAUGUAUGUUAGGUGGGUGGAGUAGGGGGGCUACUUUUCUUUGUUUUUGGAAAUUAAGAAAUAGACCCUUUAAUUUGUUUGUUUGGCCACUUUGCCAUCUUUGUAAUCUUAAAUAUAAUCAGCAUAUGUUCUAUUAAGGUACUUUGACCUGAU